ACAGGACUGAAGUCGAGAUAUAAACAUUCCGAAGUGUCCUAUCAGAAAACUGCGGGUGUUUGAGCAUACAAGACACGUUGUAUCAUUUAUAAUUUUACAUUAUCAAACGAAUAUAAUGUUCACAUAAUCCCAUAUUAUCUUUCAUGUUCAUGUGUUAUCGAAUGUUAGCAUGUGCCCAAUUUGAAUUUAAUUAAUCAGAUUUUAAUCGGAAAAUGAAUUGGUAUUGUGUUUUGACAUUGUUUGUGGUCGUGAGUGCUCAUGAUAAUAGAUAUGCCUUGAAUAUCCUGCAUUAUAAUGAUUUUCAUGCGAGAUUCGUAGAAACCAGUCCAGCGGGCACACUUUGUAAUCCGACCAAUGCACCAUGUAUUGGAGGAUUUGCCAGACUUGCUACUAAAGUAAGGGAGAGACAAGCAGCUGAACCAGACUCCUUGCUACUAAAUGCAGGAGAUAGCUUCCAGGGUACCAUAUGGUACAAUAUCUUUAGAUGGAAUGUAACUCAAGAGUUCAUGAACAUGCUCAAACAUGAUGCUCAUGUCUUAGGAAACCAUGAGUUCGAUAACGGCAUUGAAGGCGUAGUACCUUAUCUUGAGCACUUGGAUUCUCCUGUAGUCACUGCCAAUAUUAUUGAUGACGAUGAGCCAAGUAUCCAAGGGCUGUACAAACCAAGUAUUAUAGUAGAACGAGGAGGACGGAAGAUUGGUAUAAUCGGUGUUAUUAUUGCCAUUACCGAUCAACUAGCAUCUACUGGAAAACUACAAUUCACCGAUGAAGUUGAAACAGUCAAAGCAGAAGCGGAGAAACUACACCAACAAGGAAUCGACAUCAUUAUAGUACUGUCACAUUGCGGUCUUGAUAUUGAUAGAGAAAUAGCGGCUAACGGUGGUCCUCACAUCGACAUCGUUGUAGGAGGUCAUAGUCACACCCUGCUCUUUAAUGGUGAGCCUCCAGAGAACAGCGGGUUUGUCCCUCGUGGUCCCUAUCCGGUCGUUGUGGAUACUGACGGCGGACCGGUAUUGAUCGUCCAGGCUGCCGCGCACACACAGUAUCUUGGCGAGAUCAAACUGUUUUUCGAUGACUCAGGCAAUCUACUUGAUUGGGAGGGUCAUCCUCAUUACAUUGGGAAUGAAAUCGAACAAGCGCCCGAUGUUUUAGAAAAAAUUAAAGUAUACCAACCAUUGAUCGAAGAACAAGCGUCAGUGGAAGUAGGUUCAUCGCUCGUGCACUUGUCUUCAAGGUGCGCUUGCGGUGAAUGUAACCUUGGCAGUCUUAUCUGCGAUGCUUUCAUGCACGAAGUCAUGGACAGAGCCCAGGGUAACAAUUGGCAUCAUGCUCAUUUCUGCGUUAUCAACCAAGGCGGUAUCAGAGUGGACAUCGAACCUGGAAAAAUAACGUUCGAAUCUGUGAUCUCAUCGACACCGUUCGAGAACAGCGUUGAGGUUUUCGAUUUAAGAGGAGACCACAUUAUGGAAAUGCUCGAAUUUUCUGUCGCUAAUGAUCCCUAUGCUGGUGCGAGAAUGUUGCAAGUAUCUGGAUUGUUGCUGACAUUCGACGGGUCGAGGCCGCUAAAUGAACGCGUUCUGAACGUGGCCGUCAGGUGCAUCGCCUGCGACGUCCCCAGAUACGAACCGCUGGAGCUUGACAAGUAUUACAGAGUCGUCUCCCAGAGUUUCAUUGGAACCGGUGGCGAUGGAUUCUCUAUGAUUUCAAACAACCGUAAGAACGUAACAGUCGUGGGCGUCGACUAUGAUCUGCUGAUGAAGUACGUGAGGCACCAGUCUCCAGUGUUCGCGGACGUGGAUGGAAGGAUACACAUCGACAAUCCAUGUAUAGUCUGAGUACAAUGUACGGAGUGAAAUAUAACGUUUAUUUGAA
Bombyx mori (domestic silkworm) is the source of this 1872-nucleotide messenger RNA. RefSeq names its product apyrase. Gene Ontology annotation, cellular component: plasma membrane. Gene Ontology annotation, biological process: AMP catabolic process. Gene Ontology annotation, molecular function: nucleotide binding; 5'-nucleotidase activity; metal ion binding. Bases 213 to 1835 code for a protein of 540 amino acids. The transcript has 11 exons. The record is from RefSeq and is a predicted model, not a curated record. NCBI's taxonomy places the organism in Eukaryota, Metazoa, Arthropoda, Insecta, Lepidoptera, Bombycidae.